Messenger RNA from Linum tenue, 3013 nucleotides. The record is from the annotation of a GenBank genome assembly. Lineage: Eukaryota; Viridiplantae; Streptophyta; Magnoliopsida; Malpighiales; Linaceae.
UUUGAUAUUACUUGGAAAAAAAUACUGAAAUCAAGUUAUAAUUAACUUAUUAUAGUGUGCUUCCCUUAUAUUUCUAUAAAGUUAAACUAUACAAAAGCUCACGUAAAUUACCUCUACUGUUUACCGCCGGCGAGGCGCCACCGGGGUCUUCUCGUUUGCGUCACAAUCUGCGAACUCGACAAUGGCCGCUUCUCUUACGCGAUCCUUAAUUUCCCCCCUCACGAGCCGAACCCCUGCUAAACCCUCGCGCUCCGAUCAAGCGCCGCAGAUUCUACUUUGCGCAAGACGGCGCUCCUGCGUGUCGGUACGAGCCUCCACAUUCGGUAACAACAAUUCGUCUGAUGGAGCCUCUGUUUCCUCUGCAUGCAAUGUGCUAACCCAGGAUUCGCUUCCGAGGCGUUUGACGUCGGCGCCAGUGCCUAAUUCAGGGUCCGGUGGUUCUCCCCUCCGCGUUGCUUAUCAGGGGCUCUGUGGGGCACAUAGCGAAUCUGCUGCCCAGAAGGCAUAUCCCAACUGUGAGCCGGUACCUUGCGAUCAAUUCGAAACUGCAUUUGAAGCUGUUGAAGGCUGCUCUGUGGACAGAGCUGUGUUACCCAUCGAAAACUCUUUGGGUGGGAGUAUCCACAGAAAUUACGACCUCUUACUCCGACACAGGCUACAUAUAGUUGGAGAAAUAAAAUAUGCUGUUCGUCAUUGCUUGCUAGCAAAUCAAGGUGUUAAAGUUGAACACUUGAAGAGGGUUCUAAGUCAUCCCCAGGCACUUGCUCAAUGUGAACAUACGUUAACCAGGUUGGGAUUGGUUAGAGAAGCAGUGGAUGAUACUGCUGGUGCAGCAAAGCAUGUUGCACUCAAGAAAUUGGAGGACACAGGAGCUGUUGCUAGUUCCGCUGCAGCUGAAAUCUAUGGCCUAGAUAUAUUAGCAGAAGACAUUCAGGAUGCCUCUCUCAACGUUACAAGAUUUCUGAUGUUGGCGAGGGAGCCCAUAAUUGCAGGCACUGAUCGUCCCUUCAAGACAAGCAUAGUCUUUUCACUUGAGGAGGGCCCUGGAAUACUUCACAAGGCUCUUGCAGUUUUUGCAGAGAGGCAAAUCAACCUAACGAAAAUUGAGAGCCGCCCUAUGAGUUGGAGUUCUGAGAGAUUUCCUGGACUAGAUGCCAGUGGACUUCAGAAAUGCUUUCACUAUCUGUUCUAUGCCGAUUUUGAGGCUUCAAUGGCUAGUGAUGAUGCUAAAAGGGCCCUACAAGAUCUAGAAAAGCUUGCAACAUCCUUGCGGAUUUUAGGAAGUUAUCCGGCUGAUACUACCAUGCUAUGACGAAACUCCUGGAAUGCAGUGAUGACCGGCCAUGAGGAGAAACAUGGGUGUUUCGAGCCGCGACCAAUCCUCUCUACUUCUGAUUUUGCGAAUGUUUUGCAGCAGUUUUUGCAGAGAUGAUUUGAUGCACUAGUGUGUGAUGGAUCACCCAAUGAUGGCCACCACCAUGCUUCGUUCGUGGCUAGAGGGCUGGCCCAAAAAGCCCAUCAACGUAGGACUACUGCUGCUGUCAUAGGGUAGCUUUGAUAAUUGUUCUUGCAUACAUAGGUUGAAAAACUUAACAUCGAGCACAAUCUCGAUAUAAAAAAAGGUAUUAUUUUGUUUCUGGGGGAAAAUAUCAUAAACAGACAAAAGAAAACAUAUCUCAAAUAAUGCUACUACAAAAUGGUGGUAGCUAGUCGCACUCAUGGCAUUCUGUCCACCAAGCACUGCAUCCACCUUAUCUUGUAAAGGACACCCAAAAACUUACUUCCUUCUCCUUCUCACGAACCAACCAAUCCACACCAUCAUCUUCAAGAAAUGUUACUGAUCAAACCAAUUGGCUCGCCAACGGGGAAAUGGGUAUUAGCGCCAGCAGCAGAAGGUCUCAUCCCAGCCCUCAAACACCUGCAGGUGACGGCGAUCCAAAGACGGCCCUCAACAAUCCCAACUACUGCGGCGAGUAUGAAUUCAUUACACAAAUUGACGGAGAAGGCCUAUGGUCCUUGUACUACUACUGUCGCCGCCGCAGCCGGCAGGAGGCAAGCGAGAUGGGACAGCGUCGCCGAUGAAGAGGAGAACAAUGAAGACGAAGAGUACAAUCAAGAAAUCGCGGUGCUGGAAUUCUACACCCAGCGUUGCAGAGGUGAAGCUCUUGUUGUUCAUGCUUCUGUGGAUGGCCAGCUUGUGGAAGUCCUCAUCUUCAGAGGAUUCUCGUCGUGCUUGAAUUACGGGACGGCGGCGGACCCGUCGAAGAGCGUUAUUCCGGCGAGGGCAGUGAUUAAGUGGAUAGACAGAAUUAAGGGGCCAUUUGAUCCUUCCAAUAUUGAGUACUUGGAGAAAGAGAUCAGUUGGGAUUCAUUCAAGGCACGCCUUGCCUCUUCCCCUGUUCAAUAGUUGUGUAAUUUCCGACCUCAUAUAUUACUGUUUUCGUCACUUUCUAAUUAACAUAAUAAAACCAUUACAGUAAAUUAACCACCGAUCAUGUGUUGAUUGCACAAAAUGGUAGGAAUUUUUAGGCUUAAUGAUAAAUUGAUAAUUAAAGGAUGGGAUGAUUAUAUACCGGUGUGGUUAAUGCUUCCAAUCCAAUCUGAUUACCUUGAUUGUGCCUACUCGGAGUGUAGAUGGGCCAGAUGACAAGCGAGGCCCAAAAAGAGUAGAGAUUUUCAGCCCAAACUGGCAGCAGCCUUUAAAGCCCGGGCAUGCUUGAUCAGGCCAGCAGGGAAUGCUCAUAUAUUCGCUCAUUAGCUGCCUACUGCGUAACAGUAGUUUGUCAACUCUCGAUAGUCAACGGUAAUGGCUGACGUAAGAUGAGAAAUAAAAUAAUUUCGAUCAAUAUUUGUUACGCCAAAAAUAAUUGUGCGGACCAUUUAGUUGUGUGCUUGUUGAGGGGAGUAGUUGGGAUGUGUAUAGUUAAUUUCACCGAAUGUCAACUAGCUAGGUUGAGAAGACUCUUUUAUUUGACUGCGAGUCCUGUUUUGUAAAAGAAUUUCUACUAGAUUG